Herpailurus yagouaroundi (jaguarundi) is the source of this 5756-nucleotide messenger RNA. It is a transcript of the gene SIGLEC1, whose product is annotated as sialic acid binding Ig like lectin 1. The coding region runs from base 255 to 5417 and encodes 1720 amino acids. Gene Ontology annotation, cellular component: late endosome; plasma membrane; early endosome. The transcript has 21 exons. Lineage: Eukaryota; Metazoa; Chordata; Mammalia; Carnivora; Felidae. Gene Ontology annotation, biological process: clathrin-dependent endocytosis of virus by host cell. Gene Ontology annotation, molecular function: virion binding. The record is from RefSeq and is a predicted model, not a curated record.
CACAGAGGGCUUUGUGGGGCAUGUCACCAAGUGAAGGCAUUCCCUGGUGCAGUCUGAGUCAGGGACGUGGGCUCCUGGCUCCCUGCCCUGCCCUCUCACUGGGUUGGCCAGCAUAGCGUGUGGGGGGCACAAGGCUGGACUCUCAGCAGGCUCUGAGGCUGAGGUGCCCCGAGUUUCCCUAGAAGGCCCCCGUAUGCCCCACCAGCACAGUGUGCAUCACCCUCUUAGGCACCAGAACUAGUGUCAAACCUGCCAUGGACUACCUGAUCCAGCUUCUCCAGUUGACCUCAUCUAUCUCAGCAGGCCUGGCCUCGUGGGGUGUCUCCAGUCCCCAGGAUGUGAAGGGUGUGAAGGGGUCCUGCCUCGUCAUCCCCUGUGUCUUCAGCUUCCCAGCUGAUGUGGAAGUGCCCCAUGGCAUCACAGCCAUCUGGUACUAUGACUACUCGGACAAGAGGCAGGUGGUGAGCCACUCGGAGAACCCCGAGCUGGUGGAGGCACACUUUCGUGGCCGCGCCCAGCUCUUAGGGCGCACUGAACACAGGAUAUGCAGCCUGAUGCUGAAGGACCUGCAGCCUGAGGAUUCGGGCUCCUACAACUUCCGUUUUGAGAUCAGUGAUGGCAACCGCUGGUCAGAUGUCAAAGGCACUGUGGUCACCGUGACAGAGAAGCCCGAGGAGCCCACGAUCGCUUGGCCAGCGGAGCUUCGUGAAGGCAUGGAGGCCAACUUCAACUGCUCCACUCCCUACGUGUGCCCGGAGGAGCAGAUCAGCCUGCAGUGGCUAGGCCAGGACCCCGUGCGCUCCAUCACUUCCAACCACCAGAAGCUCGAGCCCACGGGCAUCAGCCACUUGGGGACCCUCCAUAUGCCCCUGUCCUGGCACGACCAUGGCCGGACCCUGCAAUGCCAACUCUCGGUAGCCAAGCACAAGAUUCAGGGCAAGAUUCACCUCCAAGUGCAGUAUGCCCCCAAGGGUGUGGAGAUCCUUCUUAGCCCCUCAGGGCGGAACAUCCUUCCAGGUGAUCUGGUCAUACUCACCUGCAAGGUGAACAGCAGCUACCCCGAGGUCAGUUCCACGCAGUGGGCCAAGGAUGGGACGCAGCUCAAAGUCCAGAGUCCUGUGCUGCAGUUGCCCCAGGUGGCCUGGGGUGAUGCCGGUGUCUACACCUGCCAAGCUGGGAAUGACGUGGGCUCCACGGUGUCGCCCCCCGUCAGCCUCCACGUCUUUACGGCUGAGGUCCAGAUGAGCCCAGCAGGCCCCGUCCUAGAGAACCAGACGGUGACACUGACCUGCAACACGCCCAAAGAAGCACCCAGCAAGCUGCGCUACAGCUGGUACAGGAACCACGUCUUGCUGGAGGACGCCCACAGCCACACCCUGCAGCUGCACUCGACCACCAGGGCCGAUACCAGCUUCUACUUCUGCGAGGUGCACAAUUCCUACGGCAGCCAGCGCUCUCGCCCCGUCAGCGUGGUGGUCAACCACCCGCCCCUUGUGCCGGACCUAACUGCCUUCUUGGAGACGCAGGAGGGGCUGGUGGGCCUCUUCCACUGCUCGGUGGUCAGCGAGCCCGUGGCCACCCUGGUGCUGUCACACAAUGGCCUCAUCCUGGCCUCCACCCCAGGGGAGGGGGACCACAGCUCGCGCUUCAGUGUCUUCUCCAACCCCAACUCCCUGAACCUGGAGAUCCGAGACUUGCAGCCAGGCGACAGUGGGAAAUACACGUGCUCAGCCACCAACUCCCUUGGGAAUUCAUCCUCCACCCUGGACUUCCAAGCCAAAGUGGCCCACCUCCUCAUCAGCCCCACAGCAGAAGUGGUAGAAGGGCAAGGAGUAACACUGAGCUGCAGGAGCGGUCUGAGCCCGACGCCUGACAUCCGCUUCUCCUGGUACCGGAAUGGAGCCCUGCUUUUCGAGGGGCCCAGCAGCAGCUUUCAUCUCCCUGCGGCCUCCAGCACCGACACCGGCUCUUACUACUGUCAGGCCAAGGAUGGCCACAGUGCCAGCGGCCCCUCUUCCUCCGCCAUCCUCACUGUGCUCUAUGCCCCACGCCAGCCCACACUCACUGCCCAGCUGGACCCUGACGCCGCAGGGGUUGGGGCUAGACGUCAAGGACUCCUCUUGUGCCGUGUGGACAGCAACCCCCCCGCCCAGCUGCGACUGCUCCACAGGGACCAUAUUGUGGCCUCUUCUUCCCUGCCAUUGGGCUGUGGGGGUUGUUCUCAGCACCUAAAGGUCACCAGAGCCCCAAACCUGCUGCGUGUGGAGAUUCGUGACCCAGUGUUGGAGGAUGAGGGUGUGUACCUGUGUGAGGCCAGCAAUGCACUGGGCAACACCUCUGCCUCUGCAACCUUUGAUGCCCAAGCCACUAUUCUGGUCAUCACACCGUCGCGCACGCUGCGAGAGGGCACCGUGGCCAACCUGACUUGCAGUGUGAACCGGGAGGCCAGCGGCCCUGCCAACUUCUCCUGGUUCCGGAAUGGGGCGUUGUGGGCCCAAGGCCCCCUGGAGACCGUGACGCUGCUGCCUGUGGCCAGAACAGAUGGUGCCCUCUAUGCCUGCCGCAUUCUUACCGAGGCUGGGGCCCAGCUCUCCACCCCGGUGGUCCUGAGUGUGCUCUAUCCUCCAGAACCUCCAAAGCUGUCAGCCCUCCUGGAUGUGGGCGAGGGCCAUGUAGCUGUGUUCAUUUGCACUGUGGACAGUCGCCCUGUGGCCCAGCUGGCCCUGUUCCAUGGGGAGCGCCUCCUGGCCACCAGCCUGGGGCCCCUGCUCCCACACCAUGGCCGCCUCCAGGUCAAAGCCACAGCCAACUCCCUGAAGCUAGAGGUCCGAGACUUGAACUUGGAGGACUCCGGAAGCUACCGAUGUGAGGCCACAAAUGCCCUUGGAUCCACCAAUAGCUCCCUCUUCUUUCAGGUCCAAGGAGCCUGGGUCCAGGUGUCACCGUCGCCCGAGCUCCGGGAGGGCCAGGCUGUGGUCUUGAGAUGCCAGGUGCCCACAGGGGUCCUGGAGGGGACCUCAUACCUCUGGUAUCGGGAUGGCCAGCCCCUCCCGGAGUCGAACUCGGCCACGCUCCACUUUGCAGCCAUUACUGUGAGUCAAGCUGGGGCCUACCAUUGCCAAGCCCAGUCUCCAGGCUCAGCCACCACGAGCCAGGCCGCCCCUGUCAUACUCCACGUGUCCUAUGCCCCUCGCCAGGCCACGCUCACCACCCUGAUGGACACAGGCCCUGGGCGACUGGGCCUCUUCCUGUGCCGUGUGAACAGUGACCCUCCAGCCCAGCUGCGACUGCUCCACGGGGACCACCUCGUGGCCUCUACCCUACAAGGUGUGGGGGAACUUGCAAGCAGCUCUCCGCGGCUGCAGGUGGCUGUGGCCCCCAACACCCUACGCCUGGAGAUCCACAAUGCGGCGCUGGAGGAUGAGGGCGUCUACACCUGCCAGGCCACCAACACCUUGGGCCAGACCUCAGCCUCUGCCAACUUCGAUGCCCAGGCUGUGAGUGUGCAGGUGUGGCCCAAGGCCAUCGUGCAGGAAGGGCAGCUGGUGAACCUGACCUGUCUUGUGUGGACCACCAACCAGACCCAGCUCACCUACAUAUGGUACCAGGAUGGGCAGAAGCGCCCAGGGGCCCACUCCAUCCUUCUGCCCAAUGUCACAGUCACGGAUGCUGCCUCCUACCGCUGUGGGGUGCUGACGCCUGACCGGGCACCCCGCCUCUCCAGACCUGUCAUUCUGGAUGUCCUCUACGCACCCCGCAGCCUGCGCCUGACCUACCUCCUCGAGGGCCGUGGUGGACGGCUGGCCCUGGUACUGUGCACUGUGGACAGCCACCCAGCCGCCCAGCUGGCCCUCAGGCACGCUGGCCGUCUCCUGGCCUCCUCGACCACAGCCUCUGUCCCCAACACCCUGCGUCUGGAGCUGUGGGAGCCCCGGCCCAGCGAUGAGGGUCUCUACAGUUGCUCUGCCCACAGUCCUCUGGGCCAGGCCAAUGCAUCCCUGGAACUGCGGCUAGAAGGUGUGCGGGUGACCCUGUCUCCAUCAGCUGCUGUGCCCGAGGGGGCCCCCGUCACGGUGACCUGUAAAGACCCUGCUGCCCACCCACCCACUCUCUAUGCCUGGUACCACAACAGCCGUUGGCUGCAGGAGGGCCCAGCUGCCUCUCUCUCGAUCCCAGCAGCUACACGGGCUCAUGCGGGUGCCUACACCUGCCAGGUCCAGGAUGCCCAGGGCACACGCAGCUCCCGGCCCACAGCCCUGCAAGUCCACUAUGCCCCUCGGGAUGUUGUCCUGUCGUCGUUUCGGGACUCGAGGGCGAGCCCCAUGACCGUGGUACAGUGCACCGUGGACAGCGAGCCACCUGCUGAGCUGGCCCUGUCCCGUGAUGGCAAAGUUCUGGCCACCAGCCAUGGGGUUGACGGGUUGGCAUCGGGGACAGGCCAUAUCCAGGUGGCCCGCAAUGCCCUGCGGCUGCAGGUGCAAGAGGUACCCUCAGGUGACAAGGACACCUAUGUGUGCACAGCCCACAACUUCCUGGGUUCAGUCAACACCACAGGGCAGCUGCAGGCAGAAGGUGCACGUGUGGUGGCCGAGCCAGGGCUGGACGUGCCUGAGGGUGCACCGCUGAACCUGAGCUGUCGCCUCCCUGGUGGUCCUGGGCCCACAGGCAACUCCACCUUCGCUUGGUUCUGGAAUGGCCAGCGACUGCACGUGGAGCCUGGACCCACCCUUGCCUUCACCCAUGUGGCCCGUGCCCAAGCUGGGGUGUACCUCUGCCGGGCCCAACACCCCAGUGGGACCACAACCUCUGCUCCAGUCAUGCUCCGGGUGCUAUACCCUCCCACGAUGCCCACCAUGACGGUCUUUGUGGAGCCAGAGGGGGGCAUCCAGGGCAUCUUGGACUGCCGAGUGGACAGCGAGCCCCUAGCCAGCCUGAGCCUCCACCUUGGCAGUAGGCUGGUGGCCUCCAGCCAGGCCUGGGGUGCUCCUGCAGAGCCACACAUCCGUGUCACGGCCACUGCCAAUGUCUUGAGGGUGGACGUGGAGGAGCUGAGGCCCAGCGACCAGGGGGAAUACGUGUGCUCUGCCUCCAAUGCCCUGGGCUCUGCGUCUGCCUCCACCUACUUUGGAACCAGAGCUCUGCACCGCCUGAGUCUGUUCCAGAAGCUACUCUGGGUCCUGGGGCUGCUGGUGGGCCUCCUCUUCCUGUUGUUGGGCCUGGGGGCCUUCUACGCCUGGAGGAGGCAUUUUCGUAAGGCGAGCGUGGGUGAGAAUUUGGUUGAGAUGGAUUCUCAGAAGGAGACAGCACAGGAGGAGGAGGUCACCAGAAUCUGCAAUGACUCAGGCUUCGUGAACAAGGUAGCACUGAGUCCUGCCUGCCUCUGUGAAAACAAUUCUGCAACAUCUGACUUUCUGUGACCUGGCUCCAAACCUCUUGCCAAGAAAAAUGGGCAAUGAUAGGUGAAGGGGCACCCUAAUCUACCCAAGAGGUGCUGACCCCCGACGACUCUGAGGAGAAACGGACCGGUCAUGUUGUCAACUUCUCUGUUCCUUUUCCCUGGAUCUCAUCUUUCCUUUUCUCUUCCAAUGGACUGCCCCUUACAUAUUUUCCCCCAAUCCCACUGUGGACUUUUGGGAUGGAUUAGAAAAGAAAUGAAUCUUUCUACAUCCUCACAGACUGGCCUAGGCACUCUGUAUUGGCUAGAAUAGAAGUUAGGCUGCUGUAAUAAGAGACCAAAUACAGUAACUUCAACAUGA